This is a messenger RNA of Anthonomus grandis grandis, 736 nucleotides long. Its product is annotated as endocuticle structural glycoprotein ABD-5-like. Gene Ontology annotation, molecular function: structural constituent of chitin-based larval cuticle. Bases 91 to 417 code for a protein of 108 amino acids. The record is from RefSeq and is a predicted model, not a curated record. The transcript is spliced from 3 exons. NCBI's taxonomy places the organism in Eukaryota, Metazoa, Arthropoda, Insecta, Coleoptera, Curculionidae. Gene Ontology annotation, cellular component: chitin-based extracellular matrix.
UUACAUAUCUCGCCACCAGUUCUGGUUCAUUACAUUGUCAGUUCAAUUAGUGGGUACUACUUUUUUCUUUCUAAAUUCAAUACGGUCAAAAUGAAAAUGCUCGUCGUUCUUUCAACCCUAUUGGCCGUAACGUUGGCAGCCCCACAAGUCAACCCCGCAGACGCACAGGCCCAAGUAGUCAAAUACGACAGCGACAACACUGGAAUUGACGGAUACAAUUUUGCUUUCGAGACUAGCAACGGUAUUUCCCAACAAGAGCAGGGAACACUUCAAAAUGCCGGAUCAGAAAACGAAGUUAUGCAGGUCCGUGGUAGCUUCACAUACACUGGUGCCGAUGGUGUUGUUUAUACAGUAACCUACAUCGCUGACGAGAACGGUUUUCAACCCCAAGGAGCCCACUUACCCAGCAGAAAAUAAGUUAUUUAAAAUGUUUAAUUUAGGAUUAUUGAAUAUGGUUUUAUCCACUAAAUAAGCACAAAUCAGCAGUAUACGCACCUAAGAAGAAUCCUCAUUUCAUUCAUUAUAUUAUUAUUUGGUUGGUUUCUUGGUUAUUAAUCAUUUUUUGCACUAUUUAUUUAUACACCUUUGCUGUCAGUGUUUCUUAAUGUAAAUAGUUUUUAAGCUUUUUUUGAGUUUAAAUAUUAAUGUGAGAUUUUAUAUGAUCCAUUAUUAUAUAAGUUAUUGUAAAUAUAUCGUGUUAAGGACAAAUAAAGAAGAACGAAUUAUUUUUGCUUUA